AUGGGGUGCAAAUGCUGCAAAAUGAUACAAAGCUAUCUCCUGGAUCCUGUUCAAAUGCCCUCCCAUGGCUAUGUCAACGAAGUUAGCAGCUGCAAGAUAGACGAAGACAGCCCUGUGAAAAUAAAAGACAAGCAGGGCAGCAAGAUCCUGGUGCAUACAAGUGACCUGCAGAGCGAUGGCUCGCUGCGGGCUGAGAGCCACAGCAGGACAGAGGGUCUCCUGGAACCCGGCUGGCCUGCCCAAGGACCGCACCCCCAGGCGGACCCAGGAGGGGGACUGAGUGCCGAGAAGCCCUGUGGCACGGUCAAUGGCAUUAGCCCAGCUGGGAACCCUGCACCCCAGCAGGGUGACCAGGGCUCCUGGGCCCGCACUGCACACAACAGUCACCCCAAUCAACCCUUCCUGGAAAGCGGGGACACCAGGAAAGAGGACUGUGUGCCGGCAACCUCAGAGCAGACCCAGAUCAGCCAAACCGGAGACCCCGGAGUUGCAUCUCAGGCAGAAAGCCUGUCCCUGGGAGAACAAGGCCAUGUCCUCCAGAUGCCACCCCCGGACUACCCACAGCUUUGCAGUCCCAGUGCAGACGACAUGGACCUUAAUGAUGGGGGUUGUCUUUUCCUGAACCCCACUGAGGAUGAGCCACUGCAGGGAAGUGGAGUGCGCAGGUGGAAGGGGCUCUUCACCAUGGAGGGAAGCUGGGACUCAUUCAGUGAAGCCGUGGCCGUGGAAAAUCUAAGCAUAUGCCUGCAAGAGGAGGGCCCCACGUUUCCUGUGCCAACGCCUGACUCCGGCAGCGAGCAGGAAGACGCCCAUGGCUCCAUUGCAAACAGGGACUGGGAGAUGCUGGAUGAAGACGCAGCGGUGGCAGAAGCCCUGGCCGCUUUAGAAGCUGCCACUGCCGGGGAAGAUGAUGUGGAGGAGGCCAAUUAG
Molecule: messenger RNA, 930 nt
Organism: Ochotona curzoniae (black-lipped pika)
Lineage: Eukaryota; Metazoa; Chordata; Mammalia; Lagomorpha; Ochotonidae
Gene: PGCKA1
Product: chromosome unknown C4orf19 homolog
Exons: 2
Coding region: 1-930 (309 amino acids)
Source: RefSeq, a predicted model, not a curated record